CUCCGCGGGGCAAGAUGGCCGCGCCGGGGGCGGAGGCCGAGGCGGGCUGGUGCUAGGCCCGUGUGUCCCCGCCGGCCCUUCCUUUAGGACCCUGCGGGUUCCGCGCAAGGAACUCGCGUCCCUAGCCAACAAAUGGUGCGAGACUGUGCCAGGUGCGACACUGAGCGCUCCAUGCCUGCAGGCGUGGGGAGGCGUGGCCUCCCCCAGGGCCGCCACCUCUGCUGGUUGCUUUGCGCUUUCACCUUAAAGCUCUGCCAAGCAGAGGCUCCUGUGCAGGAAGAGAAGCUGUCAGUGAGCACCUCAAAUUUGCCGUGCUGGAUGGUGGAAGAGUUUGUGGUGGCAGAAGAGUGCACUCCGUGUUCUAAUUUCCAGACUAAAACCACCCCUGAGUGCAGUUCCACAGGAUAUGUAGAGAAAAUCAUAUGCAGUUCAUCUAAGAGGAAUGAGUUCAAAAGUUGCCGCUCAGCUCUGAUGGAACAACACUUAUUCUGGAACUUUGAAGGGGCUGUCGUGGGUGUGGCCUUGGUCUUCGCUUGCCUUGUCAUCAUUCGUCAGCGACAACUGGACAGAAAGGCUCUGGAAAAGGUCCGGAAGCAAAUCGAGUCCAUAUAGCUACAUUCUACCCUUUUAUCCUGGGUCUUAGAGACCCUAUCUCAGAAAGAGAAAGUGAAAUGGACUGAUUGCACCCUUGGUCCUUUGGAGCCUUGUGGUGGUAUCCCCUUCCCCCAUAUUCCUCUUUCACAUCAUUAAUGAACAGAAUAAAAAGAGUAAAAUAGUU
Messenger RNA from Propithecus coquereli (Coquerel's sifaka), 778 nucleotides. RefSeq names its product jumping translocation breakpoint (gene JTB). NCBI's taxonomy places the organism in Eukaryota, Metazoa, Chordata, Mammalia, Primates, Indriidae. The record is from RefSeq and is a predicted model, not a curated record. Gene Ontology annotation, biological process: mitotic cytokinesis. The transcript has 6 exons. The coding region runs from base 133 to 612 and encodes 159 amino acids. Gene Ontology annotation, cellular component: cytoplasm; midbody; membrane.